Motacilla alba alba is the source of this 8413-nucleotide messenger RNA. RefSeq names its product spermatogenesis associated 5 (gene AFG2A). Gene Ontology annotation, cellular component: nucleus; cytoplasm; VCP-NPL4-UFD1 AAA ATPase complex. NCBI's taxonomy places the organism in Eukaryota, Metazoa, Chordata, Aves, Passeriformes, Motacillidae. The transcript has 12 exons. Bases 33 to 2084 code for a protein of 683 amino acids. The record is from RefSeq and is a predicted model, not a curated record. Gene Ontology annotation, molecular function: ATP binding; ATP hydrolysis activity; polyubiquitin modification-dependent protein binding. Gene Ontology annotation, biological process: mitotic spindle disassembly; retrograde protein transport, ER to cytosol; autophagosome maturation.
UCCGGAACCGCUCCGCGCCGGCCGCCGGCAGCAUGUCCGCCUCCUCUUCCAGAAGGAAGAGCAAGGGGCGCCCGGCCGCGGGCGGCAGCUCCCCGCGGGAUGCUCCCCUCGGAGCUGCCGCGGGCGGGCCGCUGGUGCUGCGCGUCGCCGACGCCGUGGAGGCAGGAGAUGACAAAGUCCCGAAGAUGCUGCGCAGAGCGCUGGCGCAGCUGUCGCUGAGCAGCAUGAAGUCUGCGGAUCUUUGCAUAGGGAGGCCGGCCCUGCUCACCGCCGCUGAUGGGCGGCAGGAGGUCUGUACUGCUUGGCCCACCACAGGCUUCCCAGGGGGGAAAAUUGGGCUGGCUGAAACCACUCAGAAGAACCUGAAAGUAAAUCCAGGGGAUGCCAUCACUGUGCAGCCUGUGACUGGUGCAGUCAUCCAGGCAGAGGAAGUUGAUGUAAAAUUGAGGGACAAAGAUGCCACCGUUAAUGCUGAGGAAAUGUCUGUCUGUCUGCUGAGAAACCUUGAUGGUAAAAUAGUCCUGCCUGGAAACCUCUUGGCUUUCACUUACUAUGGCAAACUUUGCAACAUCGUGGUGAUGAAAGUGAAGGGGACUGAUGGCACAGAGCUGAUUGCCCAGGGCAGCGCCAUUCCUGGUGAUUGCAAUGAGCCAGACCUUGAGAGGUCUGACUUGGAGAGCAGUGCCUUAGACUUAUCCCUGCAGCUCGGCAGGAUGGACGUUGGUGACAGUCCAGAGGUUGCCUCCAUGAGCACCCCGAGCAAAGCUCUGGAUCCAGGCUCACCAGUCACACCCAGCGCUCCAGACUCCGGGCACGGAGACAAAACCAGCAGGGGAGAUGGUGCAGACCUCACCCAGGAUCUGGAGCUGGCUGGGGAAGGCAGCACUGAGGGGCUUCCACUAACUGGCAAAACUGGAGCAGUGAGCAACACAGAUUGUUUUUACUUCAUUUCUUCAAAAACUAAAAUCAAUUUUAUUGAACCAAGGACCGGUGUAGCAGAGGAUGGCGAGUGUCAGUCCCGGGUCACCUAUGACAUGAUAGGAGGCUUAAGCAGUCAGCUCAGAACUAUUAGAGAAACUGUUGAACUGCCCUUGAAGCAACCUGAACUGUUCAAGAGCUAUGGGAUCCCUCCUCCUCGAGGAGUGCUGCUCUAUGGCCCUCCAGGAACUGGGAAGACCAUGAUAGCCAAGGCCAUCGCAAACGAGGUUGGAGCUCGCGUUACUGUCAUUAACGGCCCUGAAAUCAUAAGCAAGUUUUAUGGGGAGUCUGAGUCGAGGUUACGUCAGAUAUUCGCUGAGGCUUCUCUCUGUCGCCCCUCAAUUAUAUUUAUAGAUGAGUUGGAUGCGCUCUGUCCAAAGAGAGAAGGGGCUCAGAAUGAGGUGGAAAAAAGAGUUGUUGCUUCACUGCUGACAUUAAUGGAUGGCAUUGGCUCAGAAGGCAGUGAAGGGCAGCUGUUGGUCCUUGGGGCCACCAAUCGCCCCCAUGCCCUGGAUGCAGCACUGCGCAGGCCGGGGCGUUUCGAUAAGGAGAUAGAAAUUGGAAUUCCCAAUGCCCAGGACCGUCUGGACAUACUCCAGAAGCUUCUCAAGAAGGUUCCCCAUUCGCUCACAGCAGAGCAGCUGGCACAUCUGGCUGACAGUGCGCAUGGUUAUGUGGGUGCAGACUUGGCAGCCUUGUGCAAAGAAGCAGGUUUGUACGCGCUGCGCAGAGUGCUGGGGAAGAGGCCUGGCCUGUGGGACACCGCAGUGGCUGGGUCAGUGAUGAUUGCUUUCAAUGACUUCCUGCAGGGGAUGAAUGAUGUCAGGCCCAGCGCCAUGAGGGAGGUGGCAAUUGAUGUGCCUAAAGUAUCUUGGUCAGACAUAGGAGGACUAGAAGAUGUCAAGCUGAAGUUGAAGCAGGCAGUGGAAUGGCCUCUCAAACAUCCAGAGUCCUUCAUCCGAAUGGGGAUCCAGCCUCCCAAGGGUGUCCUGCUUUAUGGACCUCCUGGAUGCUCAAAAACCAUGAUAGCAAAAGCUUUGGCUCAUGAAAGUGGCCUCAACUUCUUGGCAGUGAAGCUCUUGGCUGUGGCAGCUCCAACAGAUUAAUAAGGCUUGGAAAGGUCGACUGCUUUGCUUUGUGAAGAGCUGUCACUGAGUUUUGGGGAGAUAGCUUAGCCUUUUGAUGGGGAUUUCAGUGAGCAGAAGCCUGAAAUAAGAAAGCUUAUAAGUAAGUAGUUUAAAAGUAAGGCAUAUAAGAUGAAAAAUGCAGAGGCACUGUGGUUUUAUGAGAAAUUUUGGCAAACAUUUGAUAAAAUUUCUAAAAAGAUCCAGGGUAACACAUUUACAAUAACUUGUUAGUUAAUUAGCAGGUAGUAAAAAUAACUCUGAAAAUUUUGACGUUCUUUACAAGGGAUAACAAGUUGAGAUACUUUGAUGAGCUCUUUUAAUCCUGAAGCUUUCUGCAUAUUGUACUCAACUAAAAAGAAAUCAUUCAUCCAUUCUUACCAUAAGCUUACCAAAAGUGAAUAUGCAGGCAGAAAAUGGUUAAAUAUAAUCCCUAUCUCUUUGUCCCUUCUCAAUUACCUUGCAAAUUUAUUUUUUAUUAGCACUUAGUUUCUUUCUCUCUUCAAGUUACCAGUGGAGGAAUGGAGUGUUGCUGGAGGUGUGAAGUCUCAGCAAAUAGGUUUUGCAGCAGGGGUGGCUCAUUUUCUGUGGUUUUGCUGUGUGAUUUUUGAUCCUGCGUGGAUCCUGCCCUGAUGAUGCCAGAGGCACUCCGAAGGCACUGGUGCAUGCAGUGAGUGUAAUUCAAUGUUUCCAGUCAGUUCAUUCUGCAGUACAAAUCCUGGCUUCUGUCUUGUGUAAAGAAGCCUCAGAAGAUUGUCACUGGAGUUUGCUGGUCAAGGCAAAUGGCCAACAAGUGGACUCUGAGGCAAGGCAGUAAAGAAAAUUGGAUAUUGUAGUUGCCUUUGCAGUCUGACCAUGCUGCUUGUAACAAGUCCACUGCAGGGAUUGGGGAUAACAGGGUUUUGCCAAUUUGCUCCCUUACAUACUUGGGAGCCCACAAGCACCUGCUGAAAUUGAGGAUUUUCAAACCCCAGAGAGGUGUUGACAAGUUUUUAAGGUCCUCUGGAAUGUGGGGCAGAGGGAAAGGAAGUGAUUAAAAUGGUGCAUAGUGCUCAGCCUGGGGUUUCCAUGUGCUGAGAAGCUGGGAGUGAUGCAGAUGAAAUCUUUAGGCAGCCCUGAAAGAGAAGAAGCAGGCUUCAUUCUUAACAAGCAAAUAGAAUGCGUUUUCUGAGCAAAUAUUUUUCUAUGCAGCGUAACCAAUUACCAAAUCACACAUGUACAGCCUCUGCCUUAGAAAGAGCCUUACUGUUAAUAUAAAGGAAGUUUCAGUGUUUAUCUUGUUAACUCGCUUCCCUGCAGCCGCCCUGAGUCAUGUGCUGCUUUGGUUGGACUGUGGGAGGGAUGGAAUAGCAUUUUGCCAUGGCGAUUGCAGUGCCAAAAGACUCAAUAACUAAUUUCUCAGUCUCUUCAGUGUUGUUAGAGUAGAGCAUAAGGCUGAGAGAAUUGAGAUUGUUCAAUCUGGAGAAGAGAAGGCUUAGGAGUGACCUAAUUGUGGCCUUCCAGAACCUAAACAGAGCCCACAAGAAAGAUGGAGAGAGACUUUUUCCAAGGGCAUGUAGUGACAGGAUAAGGGAGAAUGGUUUUUAAAUGGAACAGAGUAGAUUUCGAUUAGAUAAGAUUUGGAAAAAUCACUUCACUGUGAGGGUGGUGAGGCACUGGCACAGGUUGCCCAAAGACAUUGUGGAUUGCCCAGGGAUGGGCAAUGUUGGAUGAGGCUCUGAGCAACGUUGUCUGGUGGAAGGUGUCUCUGCCCAUGGCAGGGAGGGUGGAACUAAAUGAUCUUUAAAGACUCUUCCAACCCACGCCAUUUUGUGGUUCCAUUACUCUAUCUCACCUUCAGUGUCAAAACUGGAAAGAAUUAAAAAAAGAUGCUGGUUUUGACUCUGUCAAGGGUGUUCACUCUGGUGGGGUGGGAUUAAACUCUGAGCUGGAUGUCUAAGCUUUUCCUGAAGUUUUAAGAGAAAUUAGCGCAGGGCACCUGAGCGGUGAACAUCUGUCUGCCCAAAUCAGUUAAUGUGAAUGUCUAACUCAGGUGCCAGUGUGUGACUGUGGGCACUGAACAUUGCCCUAGGAACACAGUGUGAACGGUUGAAAAAGAAUUUUGUCAACUCUGUCUUUUUUUUUCUGUUUUGUUUUUUUUUUCUUUUCUGAGAUUCACAGUACAGAGCUCAGUUUCUAGAGACAUAAUUUAAAAUUAAAUAUUAAUUAUGACCGAUACUUUAAUGUCUGAUUAUUUCUGCUUUGAAUAUGGCAAAGAAGGAAUUGUGCAUUACCUUGUAGUAAUAAUCUAGCGUAGUAAUCUAUUGGAUGAGAUACAAACUCUCUAGUUGGAUCUUUAGAAUGUAGGAAUUGUACUCUGUGGCUAACACAGUUUAAUGUGUCUGUGUAAAAGCCCAGAACCUGUAUGUGAGGUUAUCAGGGUAUUUCUGAAGAGUCUAGACUGAGCUGUGUGCUGGAGACAUCUGGAGCUGUGCCCAUGUGACUCAGGAAGCCUAAGUGCAUUACUUGCCUGAUAGUCAAAAGAGUGAAAAAAAAAAAAACCCAAAAAAUCCAUUUAAGAGAAGUCACUGACUAAAUUUCCUACCCAAGUGGUGGAAAAAAAAUCUGCAAGUGAUUUUAAGCUCUGCUCAGAAAAAUGUCUGAUACUCCUUAACUUCAGGGAUAGCAGAUGUCCCUCUUGCAGUUUAAAAACACUUAGAGAACUUCUGUCAAAACCAUGUGUGCACAAGCUUAUCUCAUGUUGCUGCAUGUGUACAGGGGUUUUAUCUUCUGUGCAGUUCAUCUUUCAAGAGUUGAUUCUGAUAAUAUUUUAAAUGCAAGAAAUUUUUGUUUUUUUAAUGAAAUAAAAAAAGAAAUGAAAAUCUAGACCAUAAGCAAGUAGAAGGUUUCAUGAUACAUGGGGAUAUGUCUUGUAAGUGGGGAUGGAAUAGUCUUGAAGCAGAGCAUGCCUGGAAGCUCUCUCUGCUUUGAGGCUGAAUAAAGAAACCUCAGCAGUAUCCAGUGGGCCUGAAUUUGCAGAUUUUUUACUGUCAGUCUGGACUGUAGCUCACAAAUGCUUAUGUGCAUGGCUAAGCUACAACUGCUUCUGCCAAUUUUCUGCUUCAAAUCUUUUGCUGGUUUUGGAGUCCCUGUGCAAAUGUCCACAAGAAACAGGUUUUAUUUCUCCAUGUCUGCUUGUAUGGAAGAUGACUUGUUGCAGAUGAGAACAGAGCUGUGCAGCAUUAAACUGGCCCAUUUUUUACUAGCACCUCUUGGUCAGUCUAUCAACAGCUAUAAAAAGCUUUUAAAAAGAAUCCAUAUGCUCACCCCUUGGCCAGAAAUGAUCUUUCAACAAAUGUCAGCUAAGUCAAGUUCAUGUCAUUUGAUUUUUAAAGAAUUUAGAAAAGCACUGAAAAAUAAAAUUAAAAAACUCUCCUGGUAUUUCUUCAGUGGCCUUCAAAGAAAGUCUGCUAAAGGCGAGCUUUGUGAAAAUGAGAAGCUGUAUCAGCUGCCAGCAGGUGACUUUGUGGUGGCCUGCAGACUGCUUGUCCUUCAGAUUUAUUUUUCAAAUAAGAGCUGCCAUCAGUCUGAGCUAAAGGACUGCACAGGUGCAGACAGGGUAAGGCAAAGGCUCAGCUCAGGUGGGACCAGAGCUCACCCAGUUCAUUUGCUACCUCCAGCUGCUUUGAACAUUUCUAGUUUUUGUGUUGUGGUUUUCAGUGUUUGCAUGAUUGAAUUGUACAGCAAUUCCUCCUAUUCUGUGUGUGCUUUGUCUUCCUCCUCUUCUGUUUGUGCUUUGUCUUACUUUGGAUCCUUUUCUUGCCAUGGACAAUAAGGGUUCUGAGCUGCUCACAAUAAAAACUGUGACACUCAGAUGGAGUUCUGAUGUCCCUCAUGAAGGGUGAACUAGGAGACUUUGAAACCAAUUUUCAUGAAAGUUCUCCACAAAAAGGCGCAGCUCAUUACCAUGUCACGGUCUUUCACCUGGAGCUGCUGCUUAAUGAAGAGAAAAAUGGAGAAAAACUUCAUGUCAAAGCUUACAGCAAAAAGUUGUAUUCAAAAUAAUUAUCUUCGAAACAUUUUAAAUGUAUUUAUUGCUUUGAUGUUGCCUUCAUCAUAUUUUAAUGCUUAAUUAAAAAUAAAACUACAAGCAUCUGAAAUUAUAUUGUACUUUAAAGCUCAAAUAGGGUAGUUUUGGGUUUAAGGGGUUUUUUUUCUGAGACAAAAGAAAAUGUCAGGCUGUUUGAUGUUGGGUCAUAGGAGAGGAGCACACCGUUGGCACGGAUGCGUGUGAUGUUGGUUUCCAUGGGAAUACUGAUGUGAAUGAAGAUUACUUAUGGGAAUAAGGGCGUGAAAGGGAAGGUCCACAGGCUCCAAGGAAAAGUUAGAGAGAUGUGUAAUUGUGGGUGAAGUCUGCAGCAGUUUCUCAUUGUGACAGAGAGCUGGAUGGAAAGAGAAGACUCUGCUCUCGUUCCUUAAGGAUUUGUCAAGGCUGUGCUAUCGGAUUCCUCAUCUGCCCAAACAUGAUGAAGGACGAGGGCCCAGAGCAGCUGGGCUGUCUCUGAGCUGCAGUCUGGCCCUCACUGACUGCUCCAUGCUCCUCACGGGUGGUGUCAAUAGCAGCAAAAGGCUUUGUGCUUCUCUCUCUCACCUUGUUUUUUGUGUUUCUCUCCUCACUUUGUUUUUCCCUUCUGUCUUUGCUGCGUUCCUCAGUUUUGUGUCUGAAUAACUCUGUUUCCACACAGGUACCCACCAGACUCCAAUUUUGCAGUCAUUGGAGGCCUCCAGGUGACACUUUAGCUACCACAGCAGUUGCUUUAAAGGUGGAUAUUGCUGAAAGAAAGAAAUGCUAAUUGUAUAAUUUACCUUUCCUACAAGCCAGGCACACAGUGCUGGCCCUAUCAACCCUUAUAGUAUGGUUUUGGCCUGUGUGAUGCUCUAGGUCUGGCUGCUGCACUGUCUCACCUGGUCCUUUUCUCUUUCAAAAUGAAUAAAAUAAAAAUGGUGUCUAUGCGUGGAUGCUUUGUUCAUAUCAGAUAACUUGUGCUUUGCUUUUCAGAGGAUAUCAUUUUUACCCCUACAUGAGCACAGGUGUUUUCCAGUGUCAAGGUAAAGUCAGUGCAUUAACUGUUAAUGCAGGAAUGACAAUGAGCAUGGAAGGGGAAGGCUGCAAAAACCAUUGUGCUGCAUUUUUAGAGUGAUGAAUCUGUGUUCCACCGACCUGGGAACAAAGUCCAGAUGGUCCCAGUCAAAGAGGGCUUGUAACAGAGGUUCUGUCAUUGCCAGUGCAUAAAUGUGUGUCUGCCACACAUUCUUAAUUGUGACAUACCUGCUGUUAAAGCUGCCCUGUGCUCUGGGUUCAGUGUUACCUGAAGGCACCCACAGCCUGUAGGCGUUGGUUCAGCUUUCUGAUGAAGGAUGUUGUUUCUUCGGGAGGAAUUACAAGGACACCUGUUGUUGCCUGAAAAGUCUAUUGGAGCCACUGGCUCUUUUUGUUCAGGGCAGCAGAUAAUGAUCCUUGUUUGUGGCUUCAGGUCAAUGUUGAUGCAAACCAGGCUGAAGUCAAUGAGUCAUUACCAAUCCCAGGAGAAGCUGAGGCCCAUUAGGAAGCAGCCUAUCCUACAGGAUACAGCAGAACAGAAAAUACCCUGAGAAUUUGCCAUUGUUUUACUUUUUAUAAUUGUAAGUACUUGUUCAAGACUGGAAUGCUGACCCUGUGGUCUCCAGUCUGUUCCUGGUGGACAGGGCUGUGAGGAUAAACAGGCACCGCAGCAGCUGGCACUCAUAAUCGUGCCUGGCAGCCUCAGCAGAGGAGCAGGAAUGUGCAUAAGCUCAGACACUGAACAGCUCCCUUGCUAGGGAUGGGUUUCAGGUGUGCUGCUGUGGAGCUUCUUGCUUCACCUGCAGAGUGUCAGGUUCAAAGAAGUGCUGUUAAACAUUGGUUUGAGUCACUGCUGUGAUGGGCAGGAUGCAGGUUGAGAGUGCAAGUAAAUGCUUUACUGUGAUUUGUCCUUCUGGCUGAUUUGCAGCCCCUUGGUGUGCUGUUGUUGAGCACUUUUAAGAACCUCAUAGCAUUUGUUUUUUUUGGUUAAUUUCAUUUCUCAUUAAGGUAUUGGCGAAGUAUCAGGAUGAGAGGACUAACCAACAUGCAUAGGUACUAAAAUAAACAGAGAAAGCUUGGUACAGGUAGAGGGAAAGUAAAAAUGCGCCCAUAAGACUUACAAAUGACAAAAUCUCAGAAUUUUUUUGUAACAGAGCGUGACCAGUGCAGCACUAGCAGACUGUCUCAGUCACUUUGUAUGCAAAUGUAUCGUGCUUUUGAAUUUUCUCUU